Molecule: messenger RNA, 3644 nt
Organism: Chelonia mydas (Green sea turtle)
Lineage: Eukaryota; Metazoa; Chordata; Testudines; Cheloniidae
Gene: TM9SF1
Product: transmembrane 9 superfamily member 1
Exons: 5
Coding region: 433-2226 (597 amino acids)
Biological process (GO): protein localization to membrane
Cellular component (GO): membrane
Source: RefSeq, a predicted model, not a curated record
CCGUGUGCUGGGGCAGGUUGUUUUCCAUGUGUAGUGUGCGUGCCUCAGUUUCCCCGACGUGCUGCACGUAGCACGAGGGGGAGGGGCAGGCAUCCGUGCGGAAGGCUCCAGAGAUCCAGGGAAACUGAGGCACGUGCUCUCUGCACACAAAAUAGUGGGAAAAACCCGCUUCGUCCCGCCUGGGGCCCUCGGGGCUCUCAGGAGCUCUGGCCCCGCCAGUGUGGGCGCCACGAGGGCGUUCGGGCCAAUGGCCGCCCCCAGCUGGCACCGCGGGCGCCUUGCCAGUCUGUCACCACCGGCACCAGGCGGGUCAGAGGAGCAAAUCCCCGGCCCUUCGUCUAGGCUCGUUUGCCAGGGACGUACGCCCCAAUUUCGGGUCCGGCUUGUGGGCGUCGUGAACCCUGCCCCAUCUCCCCCUUGACCGCCCACCCCAUGGCGCCCCACCAGCCCUGGCUGCUGCUCCUCCUGCUGGCUUCCUGGCCGCUCCCGGGCUCCUCCGAGACCCGCUACCAGCCUGGGGACCCCGUUGUGCUCUACGUCAACAAGGUGGGGCCGUACCACAACCCCCAGGAGACCUACCACUACUACCAGCUGCCCGUGUGCUCUCCGGAAAAGAUCCAGCACAAGAGCCUGAGCCUCGGGGAGGUCCUGGAUGGGGACCGCAUGGCCGAGUCCAUGUACCAGAUCCGCUUCCGGGAAAGCGUGGAGAAGACGGUCCUGUGCGUGAAGACGCUCACGCUGGAUCAGGUGGAGCGCCUCCGGCAGGCCAUUGAGGAGCUGUACUACUUUGAGUUUGUGGUGGACGACAUCCCGCUGCGAGGAUUUGUGGGGUACAUGGAGGAGAGUGGCUUUCUGCCCCACAGCCACAAGAUCGGGCUGUGGACCCACCUGGACUUCCAUCUGGAGUGGAACGGCGACCGUAUCAUCUACGCUAACGUCAGCGUGCGAGAUGUCAAGCCGCACAGCCUGGACGACGUCCGCGGGCCCGGGCCUCUCUCCCUGACCCACACCUACAGUGUCCGCUGGUCUGAGACGGCUUCGGAGCGGCGGGGGGAGCGGCGGGGCCGAGGAGAUGAUGGGGGCUUCUUCCCCCACACCCUGGAGAUCCACUGGCUCUCCAUCAUCAACUCCAUGGUGCUGGUCUUUCUUCUGGUGGGCUUCGUGGUGGUCAUCCUCAUGCGGGUGCUAAAGAAUGAUCUGGCCCGGUACAACCUGGAUGAAGAAGCUUCCUCCUCCUCCUCCGGGGACGACUUCGACCAGGGGGACAACGGCUGGAAGAUCAUCCACACCGACGUCUUCCGCUUCCCUCCCUGCCGCAGCCUCCUCUGCGCCGUCCUGGGCGUAGGCAGCCAGUUCCUGGCGCUGGGCACCGGCAUCAUUGCCAUGGCCCUGCUAGGCAUGUUCAACGUCCACCGGCACGGCGCCAUCAACUCCGCCGCCAUCCUGCUCUACGCCCUGACCUGCUGCAUCUCCGGCUACGUCUCCAGCAACUUCUACCGGCAAGUCGGGGGCGAGCGUUGGGUCUGGAACAUCGUGCUGACCACCAGCCUCUUCUCCGCCCCCUUCUUCGUGACGUGGAGCGUGGUGAACUCGGUGCACUGGGCCAAUGGCUCGACACAGGCCCUUCCGGCCACCACCAUCCUGCUGCUGCUGACGGUCUGGCUGCUGGUGGGCUUCCCCCUCACCGUUAUCGGGGGCAUCUUCGGCAAGAACCGGGCUGGCCCCUUCGACGCACCCUGCCGCACCAAGAACAUCGCCCGCGAGAUCCCACCACAGCCCUGGUACAAGGCCACGCUGGUGCACAUGACCAUCGGGGGCUUCCUGCCCUUCAGUGCCAUCUCUGUGGAGCUCUACUACAUCUUCGCCACGGUGUGGGGCCGGGAGCAGUACACCCUCUACGGCAUCCUCUUCUUCGUCUUCGCCAUCUUGCUGAGCGUGGGCGCCUGCAUCUCCAUCGCCCUCACCUACUUCCAGCUCUCGGGCGAGGACUACCGCUGGUGGUGGCGCUCGGUGCUCAGCGCCGGCUCCACCGGCGUCUUCAUCUUCCUCUACUCUGUCUUCUACUACUCACGCCGCUCCAACAUGUCGGGCGCGGUGCAGACCGUGGAGUUCUUCGGCUACUCCCUCCUCACAGGCUACGUCUUCUUCCUCAUGUUGGGCACCGUCUCCUUCUUCGCCUCGCUCAAGUUUAUCCGCUACAUCUACGUCAACCUCAAGAUGGAUUGAGGGACCCUCUCCAGUUGGCUGUGGUGGCUGGCCAACUGGUGGGGACGGUCAAAUUUACUUCCCUUAAAGAUCUCUCUCAUAGUCUGGGGCUUCUAUGGAGUUCCUUUCCCAUUGGCCAUGACGCUUGGCCAGCUGGUGGUUAGAGAUGGCUCUCUUAAAGAUCUCUUCUCUCAUUGACUGUAAUGUCCAGCCAAUCAGCAAGUAUGGAUCCCCUAAGGAUCUCUUCUCCCAUUGGCUGUAAUGCCCGGCUAGUCAGUGGCUAUGGAUCCUCCAAAGAGCUCCCCUUCCGUUGGAUGGGACUGCUACAGAGCUCCCCUCCCAUUGACCAAGAUGUUCAGCCAAUCGGCCGGCAUGACAAAAGAUGGCGACCCUAAAAAGCGCCCCUCCAUUGGCUGGGACCAUUAAGGAUCUUACCCUCCUAUUGGCUGAGAUGUCUGGCCAGUCACAGGGCACCAUUAAAGAUUGUCCCACAUCCAUCAUUGCCUUUAAUUGGGUAGGAUGACCAGCCGACUGACCAGUUCACUCCCAUUGGCUGGGACUGUUGGCCAGUUCGCUUGUGAUGGGGGACCAGCUACUCCACUCCUAUUGGUCAGGAUGACUGGCCAAUCAGGUGAUGGGAAUGGACUGACUUGGGGGGAGAGGGCAGGUGUCCAGUUCCCUGGAUCCCCAUGAGAUUCCCUUGGGGGCUAAAGCUUGAAAGUGGAUCCCUCCCAAAGGGGAAGGCACAGGUAGAUCCUGUUUGGGGCUGGGAGUGGAUCCCCAUGUGAGAUCCCUGCAUGUGGACAGGGCAGGUUGUGGAUCGCUGGUGGAUCUGCUGGAUCCCCAUGGGGUUGAGAGUGGAUCCAUUGUGGAAGUGGAUCCCCUGCAGCCAGCUGAGUCCCCUCUUAGGGAUGGGCCCCCCAUACCUGAUUGGGUCCCCCACAGGUAGCUGGAUCCCCUGGUAGGUUGCGAGCAGAGGGAGGCCAGAUUCCUUGUGGGACUGGGAGCAGAUCCUAUGAUAAGAUCCCUGAUGGGGAGGAGUAGAUCCCUCACGGGCAAUUGGCUGGAUCGCUGGGGGCUUCCCCAGAUCAACUGGCUCCCAUGUGGGGCUGGCAGUAGAUCCCCCAUGGCAAGCAGGAUUGCCUGGUAAGAUCCCCUUGUGGUGGCACGGAUCACGGGGGGGCAGGAUCUAGUGGAGAGCAGAUCCCAUGUAGGGCUGGCAGAGUAUCCCAGAGACCUCAGUCGGGAGGGGGCUACACCCCACAACCCCCACCUCCAUUGCUGGCUGCGUGCAGACACCUGUAGUGCUAUUGCUAUAUAUGGGGGGGUAGCAGGGUGCGCCGGGGGGCUGGGGCAGUUGAUUAUUUUAUUUGUAUUUGAUUUGGUUGGUUCUGAUGAUUUCUUUUUACGGAUCUCAGAAUAAAGUUUAUUAAUAAAAA